Molecule: messenger RNA, 663 nt
Organism: Paraglomus brasilianum
Lineage: Eukaryota; Fungi; Glomeromycota; Glomeromycetes; Paraglomerales; Paraglomeraceae
Source: the annotation of a GenBank genome assembly
AUGUUAGUAGCCGAGGAAGAUGAAGAUAACGGCGCUCAAUAUAGUGAAUACUUUAUCGACCGCGAUGGGGUACUGUUCCGUUAUAUAAUACAAUUCUAUCGAACGAAACGCAUAUUGUUUCGGGAACGUGAUAUCACACCCGGUGGUCAUACCAUUACCGCCGAGGAACUUGAAGCAGAAUUUCAGUAUUAUCGGCUUCCAUUCGCCUUGGAGUCUCAAUCGCUUUCCGACCAGCACAUUUCGACAAGUUCUAUCGAGAAAGCCGUCGCUGAAAAGUUGGAUCAAUUUGUGUUGACAUUUAAGAAGGUUCUUGUGGAAGUGUUCUCAUCGUUUGAACUGAAAAUUAGCAUCACUUUCUACAGGAAGAAGUCGCCACCUUAUGUCCAAAUAGGUAUCGGGAGCAAAAGAAAACAUAUAUUUGACGUAGUCAACAAAAUGGUGAGCCCAUUGAGAGAUGUCGGAUACAGUUUCCUUGAUUCCUACAACCCGAUAAUCGCAACAGCUAUAAGGAACGAAAUUCCCAAUAUAAAGUGGACUAUUGAAGAUUCGCACCACAAUGAGGAUGGGGAGGGAUAUCGUGUUUCUGUUAUCUAUGAGGGUAGAUAUGAUAUGCAUAGAAUUCGUGAUUUAUCCAAUCUACCAGAUAACUUCAAUAUAAGGUGA